AUGGCCGGCCUGGCCGGCCUGGCAGCCGCGAGCCGUGGCCGCGCCGUGCCCUGCUGGCCGCGAGCCGUGGCCGCGCCGUGCCCUGCUGGCCGCGGCCCGAUGGCCGGAAUUGUCAACAAGGAGUUUCCUGAGUUGGCCCAGACAGGGCUAAACUACCUGUCAUGGUCCUCGGACUGCGAGAUCUUUCUCCAGGGCAAAACCCUCCCGAGGGCGAUCGGUAAGGGGGCCCAGCUGGCCGUCACUGAUCCCACGUUGGAAACUGAGAAUGCGCAGGCUCUGCAUUUUCUCAGUCAUCACCUGUCACCUACUCUGAAAGAUGAGUAUAUGGCUGAGCGCAGUGCUUCUGGCCUUUGGACCGCUCUUAAGCAGCGACGGUUUGCGGACUUCAAGAUUGAGAAAACCCUAUCCACUUUCCACCCCGACGCGGUCCAGUCCUCACGGAACUACCGCCAGGGGAACUACACGAGGUAUUCAGAGUUGAUUGACGUCCUCCAGGUGGCGGAGGCGCAGGACGAGGUUCUCAAGAAGAACUUUGUCGCGCAACCACUUGGGGGGAGUUCUCGCCAGGAGGUGAACGCUCUCAAAGUCCGCAAGCCUCAACAGAAGAAGAGGGGCCGGAAGGGCAAGAAGAAGGGCCCUCACCCCCCCCCCCCGCCCCCCGGCUAA
Messenger RNA from Aegilops tauschii subsp. strangulata, 666 nucleotides. Lineage: Eukaryota; Viridiplantae; Streptophyta; Magnoliopsida; Poales; Poaceae. The record is from RefSeq and is a predicted model, not a curated record.